CCGAACCCGGAGCCAAGUCCGAAAAACAACGGAAGCUUUUAAAAGAGGCCGAAGUCGCUUGCCGCAGCGUCUUCUCAAUUUAACAACAACCACACCAUGUCGAGUGCAAGGAACUUCGCAGUCGCCCUCCGAAGGGCUCGCGUACCCAAGCCCCGUUUCAUCGGGCGGCCCAUCGUCUCCCAAAUUCCCGCCGUUGCAGCCACUCGUGCCUUCACCAACACAUCUACAUUGCGAGCGACAAAAGAGGUCAAGUACACGAGCGAUGCCUAUCCCAACCUCAAGCGCAACCCCGGUUUCGCGGGUAUUACUGCGGAGGAUGUGAAAUUUUUCAAGGAGCUUCUGGGCUCCCCCUCCGCGGUGAUUGACGGCGUGACGGCGGACGCCGCGGAUGAUAUCGAACCUUUCAAUGGUGACUGGAUGCGCAAGUACCGCGGUCACACAAAGCUGGUCCUGAAGCCCCAAUCCAAGGAGGAGGUCAGCGAGAUCUUGAAAUACUGCAAUGGGAGGAAGCUGGCUGUUGUUCCUCAGGGAGGUAACACGGGCCUAGUCGGUGGGUCUGUACCGGUGUUCGACGAGAUCGUGAUCAACAUGUCGCGGAUGAACAAGAUUCGCUCCUUUGACGAUGCUUCUGGAGUCCUAGUUGUCGAUGCUGGUGUCAUUCUCGAGGUGGCUGAUCAGUAUCUGGCGGAGCGGAAUCAUCUGUUCCCGCUAGAUCUCGGUGCCAAGGGCUCAUGCCAUGUUGGGGGAAAUGUCGCGACCAACGCUGGUGGCCUCCGUCUCCUCCGCUACGGCAGUCUUCACGGCACUGUCCUGGGUGUUGAGGCUGUGUUGCCCGAUGGCACUAUUAUGGAUGGCCUCUCGACUCUACGGAAGAACAACACCGGGUACGAUCUGAAGCAGCUUUUCAUUGGGUCUGAAGGUACCCUCGGCAUUAUUACCGGUAUUUCGAUUAUCUGUCCUCCCCGGCCGAAGGCCGUCAAUGUUGCCUAUUUUGGGUUGGAGAGCUACGACCAGGUUCGCCAGGCGUUCAAGGAGGCCAAGGGGCAUCUUUCUGAAAUCCUGUCUGCGUUUGAGCUGAUGGACGGCCGCAGUCAGAAGCUGGUUCGUCAGAGUACAGGGAACAAGUAUCCCCUUGAAGGCGAACAUCCCUUCUACUGUCUGGUUGAAACCAGCGGAUCGAAUGCCGAACAUGACAUGGAGAAGCUGGAGGGCUUUUUGGAGCACAUUAUGAGCGAGGGCAUCGUCGCUGAUGGUGUCCUAGCCCAGGACGAGACUCAGUUCCAGGGCAUCUGGGGCUGGCGUGAAGGUAUCACCGAGGCCCUGAGCCACCUGGGUGGUACUUACAAGUACGAUGUCUCGAUUCCUCUCCCCGAGCUGUACCAACUGGUGGAUGACUGCCGGGAGCGCCUAACAAAGCUUGGAUUCGUCGGUGAUGACGACUCCUUCCCUGUCCGGGCUGUUGUUGGAUAUGGUCACAUGGGUGAUUCGAAUUUGCACCUUAAUAUUGCUGUUCGGCAAUACAACAAGGAUGUCGAGAAGGCCAUUGAACCCUGGGUGUACGAGUGGAUUCAGAAGCGGAACGGCAGUAUCAGCGCUGAGCACGGCCUGGGCGUUGCGAAGAAAGAGUUUAUCGGCUACAGCCAAAAUGACACCAACCUCACGUUGAUGAAGCAGCUGAAAGCUUUGUACGAUCCGAACGGAAUCAUGAACCCCUACAAGUAUAUUUAAAUGUGCAUACUAAAAAAGAGGAUGUAUCAAGAUUUUGGACGCGGUAAUUUCUAAUGCCUAAUAAAAGUAGCCUGGAGAGAUUGCCAUAGAUACUACCCUGCUGUCAACGAGCCGGUGCUAUGAGCCCAGUAAAGCAAGCAUAGUAGAGCCUUGAACCUCAUGGAUGGCCAGGGGAAGUAACCCAACUCCUAUCAGCUUGAUAUAAACUAGCAUUAUAUUUUUAGAAGCCUAAGAAAUGUCAUGUACGCACUAGUAUAGGACCAGUAGAAAAAAAAAUGAACUAUAUUAG
Messenger RNA from Aspergillus ochraceoroseus IBT 24754, 2017 nucleotides. RefSeq names its product FAD-binding oxidoreductase. Lineage: Eukaryota; Fungi; Ascomycota; Eurotiomycetes; Eurotiales; Aspergillaceae. The record is from RefSeq and is a predicted model, not a curated record. The coding region runs from base 97 to 1728 and encodes 543 amino acids. Gene Ontology annotation, molecular function: FAD binding; catalytic activity. The transcript has 2 exons. Gene Ontology annotation, cellular component: mitochondrion.